UCAGAGUAGAAUUGUUUUUAUCUUCUCUGAACGCUCCAAACGCUCCAAACACAUGUUCCACUGUUGCAUGGCAUUCCAGAUACGUUUCAAACUCUAAAAAUGUCCAUUUACUGCGGUAAAUUAUGUUCUGCGAUACUAGAGGAGCAUUUUGGAACAAUCGUCCAGUCAGUGGGCGAUUGUUUGUACAAAAAUAGUUCACAGGGACUGCAUUUUGUGGCAGCAACUGCUGGAAUUCCUCUUAUCAAGGCGAAAGAAGCUUUAUGUGUUCUGAUAAAAUAUGGCUUUGUCUUCCACGAAAUGACUGAUAAGGGGAUGAGGUACACCCUGCUUCCUGAUAAAAUUAUAAUGGUCCUUCGAUACUCGAGAUUUAUGUUGUAUAUUAAAAAUUGUUGUGGAGAUGAAGGAGAGAUGAUUUUGGAGGAGAUACUUAAACAAGGAUUUGAUUCAGCAUCUCAUGUUAUCGUUAAAACCUACCUGAAAUUAGUCCAAAAGCUGGGUGAUGCAGCCCCAUCAGUGGUUUCACUCAGAGAUAAAUUCGACUGGCUUGUGCGUAAUAAAUUUCUGAUGAGAAGUAAUUGCACCGAUGAACUGGGUGAGACCCAGCCAGAGAACGUGGACUUCAGCAUGCCAGCAUUAAAUUUCAAAGCUCUCAAGAAUAUGAUUGAAGGUGCUGACGCAGAUGCCAAGGACAACGGCAUCAACUGGCGAGUGAAUUUUGAUAAAUUGAUUCAGGACCUCAGAGACAAAAUGUUCGUGGAGGCAGUUUCCAGGAUCGUAGACGAAGAUGCUGGUGAGCUGAUGAAGCAGAUGCUGUUGCUGAUGCAUGAGAGGACAGCCUCAUGGGCAGACACAUCCAAUCCAAUUCCCUACAUCGAUAUCAGGGAGAGAGUGAAGAAGCUGGACAUUCCUGGGCUAUUCCAGCACCUAGAUCAGUACAUCAGGCUAAUUGAGCAGGACUCGAGGCAGUUUCUGAAACGAGUUGGAGAUUCUGGUGGUGGACAAUUCAGUGUGAAUAUCAAAGAGGCAUUUGCCCAGCUGGCGUGGGCCACUCUGGAGAACAUCGUAAUGGAGAGGUUUGGAUCAAUGGCUGCUAGGAUAUUCAGGCUCGUCAAGACCAAACAAUACAUCGAGGUCGAGCAGAUCCAGCAGCUCGCCAUGAUUCCUGCUAAAGAGGCCAAACACCUGACGUUCAUUCUGUUUCAAGAGCACUACCUUCAGAUGGAGGAGGUGAAGAAGGCUGGGGUUUCCCAGGCACCUCUCAAAGCUUUCUUUCUUUUUCAUAUUGAUCUUAAUCAGGUCGUUAGGAUGGAGGUGGAGCACUGCUAUCAGGCAUUGUACAAUACCAUGCAGAGGAGGGAGCAUGAGACUGUGGGUAACACCAGAAUGAUUGAUAAGCAGCUGAGGAUUCAGACGUUGAUUAGUAAUUUGAAAGAGCGAGGGGCACCUGAGGAGCAGUUGGUCGAGAUUGAAGAGAUGAUGACACCAGCUGAGAAACAUCAACUGGAAAAGGUGCACAACGUCAUAAAAACCUUAGGAGGAGCUGAACUGCAGAUAGAAGAAACCUUAUUUCUCUUUUCUAUGUACCUACACUACCACUAGCUGUAAAUAAAAUAAAAUUCACUUCAAUUGAAUAAAUUAUUAUAAAAAUCA
Fopius arisanus is the source of this 1650-nucleotide messenger RNA. RefSeq names its product RNA polymerase III subunit C (gene Polr3C). Gene Ontology annotation, biological process: DNA-templated transcription. Gene Ontology annotation, cellular component: RNA polymerase III complex. The coding region runs from base 100 to 1599 and encodes 499 amino acids. The record is from RefSeq and is a predicted model, not a curated record. Gene Ontology annotation, molecular function: single-stranded DNA binding. The transcript is spliced from 5 exons. Lineage: Eukaryota; Metazoa; Arthropoda; Insecta; Hymenoptera; Braconidae.